AUGGCUGCGGUUGCUGCGAUGGCCGCGGUGGCGAAGUCCCAGUUCCCGGGGACCUUCAACACCCUGGACGUGUCGUUCCGGCCGCCGCCCGGCGAACAGCGCCUCAGGGAGAGUAGCAGCGGCGUCGUCGUGGUGGUAGAGCCCCUCCCCCCUCCCGAGCGACCCGCCGAGGAGCCGCGGGAGUGCGCUCCUCCGGGGCCGGACCCCGAGGAGGAGGAGACAGACGCCAAGCCGGCCGGGUACCACGACCACGGCGACGACGACACCCCGGAGCCCUGCUACGACGUGGGCGCCGUAAAGCUGCGCCACCUCAAGGACAUCGUCGAGAAGGUGGUGAAGGAACACAAGACUUUCUGCGUGGAAGGUGCCUAUAACCAUAUACGCAAUGCAAUGAAGAAAAGAGGCUGGCUGGAAAAAAGCGAGCAAGUAUGGCCAUCCAAAAGAUUGAAAGAAAAUACCUCAGGAUUGCAGUCUCCAAAGGACAAGAAUCCGGCGUUAAUAUCGCGCAUGCUGCGCAACAUCCAGGUGGACUUCCUGUGGACGUCACGAGCCUACAGCAGCCACUGGUACGACUUCCGGAGACGGCAGAUCGUGAGCAGGUUCCCCAGGACAGGCUUCAACACAAAGGUGGGACUGUGCAGCUCUCUGCAGCAGCAACACUGGUACUACGAAGAAGGUGUUUCCAACACACUGUUCCCACGGUGCUACAACAUCUACAACACAGAAGAGUUGGAAGCCUUCAAAGAUGACUUCCACAUGACAGCUAGCAUCAGUCUCCUCAAGUGGCUGGUCGACAACUACGAAAACAAGAAAGAUAAGGCCGUGUCUUCUACAGACGGAAAGAUCCCGGUAGCGGCCGUGGAAUUCGCCAUCUCCCGGUGCGACGAGUACGUCAGCGUGCAGACCCACGAGGACCUUGACCACGAGGUGUGCGGGCAGACGUGGGACCACCAGUGGGACCAGUUCCUCACGUGGUACUACAUGGCCGUGCACAAGAACGAGCGGCUCGCGCAGGCGCCGGAACCCUCGAUGCUGCUGCUGUACAACCUGGCGGUCCACACCCUGGAGAAGGUGCAGAAGCACUGGUCGCAGAUGCACCUGGACGGGAUGCUGAACGUGUGGAUCGUGAAGCCGGGCGCCAACUCGCGGGGGCGCGGCAUCCAGCUGAUGAACCGCAUGGAGAAGGUCCUGGCCAAAGUGAACCCGGCCUUCGUCAAGGAGACCAGAUACGUCGUGCAGAAGUACAUCGAACGUCCGCUGUUAAUCUACAACACAAAGUUUGACAUUCGCCAGUGGUUCCUGGUCACAUGUGUACAGCCAAUGACCAUUUGGAUGUACAGGGAGAGCUACCUGCGGUUCUGCUCCCAGUGCUUCGACCUGCUCAACUUCCACGAGUCGGUCCACCUGUGCAACAACGCGGUGCAGCGCAAGUACAGGAACGGGGUCCGGGACCCCAAGCUGCCCGACGAGAACAUGUGGGACUGCUACACCUUCCAGGCGUACCUCAGGACCUUGGGCAAGGCAGAGAUGUGGAGCCAGCGCAUCUACCCGGGCAUGUGCCAGGGCAUCGUGGGCGCCCUGCUGGCGUCCCAGGAGAACAUCGACGGCAAGAGCAACUGCUUCGAGCUGUUCGGGGCCGACUUCAUCCUGGACGAGGCGUUCACGCCGUGGCUCAUCGAGAUCAACUCCUGCCCGAGCAUGUGCGAGUCGACCAGCGUGACGGCCCGCAUGUGCCCCCAGUGCCUCGAGGACGUCAUCAAAGUUCACCAGUUUCCUGCCUGGCCAGUGUUCCGAAGGCUGUUUAACGGCAAAGUAACACAAAGAAAAAGUGGUGGUAGACAGACGGUCGAACAGGAAGGCAGACACUGGCAUGUUCGAGCUCAUAUUCAAACAGCACCUCCCUCCCGCUCCUCCGUACCUUGGCGUCUCUCUGUCCAUUCGAGGUCAGAGGGUGAGCAAGACAGACAUGGCGAAAAUAGAUGAAGCCGUCAAAAAGAAAUCUAUGAAAGUGGAAGCUAUCCUGAAAUCAGAAGAUUCCUUUGGUCCAUCUGCCACUACAGAUAACAUAAAAAAA
Messenger RNA from Bacillus rossius redtenbacheri, 2074 nucleotides. Its product is annotated as tubulin glycylase 3A-like. Bases 1 to 1983 code for a protein of 660 amino acids. The transcript is spliced from 12 exons. The record is from RefSeq and is a predicted model, not a curated record. Gene Ontology annotation, molecular function: protein-glycine ligase activity, initiating. Gene Ontology annotation, biological process: protein polyglycylation; cilium assembly; cilium movement. Gene Ontology annotation, cellular component: microtubule cytoskeleton; axoneme. NCBI's taxonomy places the organism in Eukaryota, Metazoa, Arthropoda, Insecta, Phasmatodea, Bacillidae.